Molecule: messenger RNA, 3861 nt
Organism: Stylonychia lemnae
Lineage: Eukaryota; Ciliophora; Spirotrichea; Sporadotrichida; Oxytrichidae
Source: the annotation of a GenBank genome assembly
AUGGCCGAAUCAUAAGCACAGUCAUAUUAUGAAGAAGGUGAAGAUGAUGAAGAAGAGGAAUAUGAAUCAGAGGUUGAGUCUAGACAAAAGUCAAAAAUCUUAUCAAAGAGGAAUAUGCUUAGGCAGGAAAAUGAUUUAGAGGUUAAAUCUAUGAGCAUGAGUUAGAGAAGUAGUAAGCUUAGCAAGAGUAAAAAUAAAAAUAAUGCGCCGCAAACGAAUACUUUAGUUAAUUAAAGUAACCUCUAGCCAGUAGGGUAAAAAAGUAAGAGAGAUAUCGAUAAUUAGAAUAAAUCAAAGAUAAGCACUAAGAGAGGUAAAAAGCAAGGAGAAGCAAAUAAGUCUAAAGCUAAUGUAGAUAAUGAUGAAUAUGAUGAUGAAGAAGAGGGUGAAGAGUACUCAUACUAUGAGGAGAGUGUCCAGAAAUCAAGAAUUAGCAAUGCAGUAAAACCUAAAAAAUCUCAAAGGAAAAAGGAAAAGGAAAAGGACUCAUUUGAAGUGGAAUUCAGUGAUAAUAAGAAAAUUGGGGAUACAUUUAGAAGUCAAGUGAUUUCCUAGAAAAGUUUUAUGGGUGGGCUGUAAAAAUUGAAAUCGAGAGAGGCAGGAGAUGAUGUCUCUCCCUCUUUAAAUCAGUAAAAAUCAGGGCCUUAAUAUUUUGGCCAGAAUACUCUAACUACCUCGAAGUCUAACGUAGGUGGGCCGAGUCCUUUAUAAAAUAAACUGCAAAGCUAAACAUCAAACUAAAACUAAAAGACUUCAAUGGAGGAUAUUAGAAGAUCAUAAAUGUAAAAAUAAGUUGAGGAAAUAAGGUAGUAGCAGCAAUAGUAAGAUAUAAAACCAAAACCAAAAGUGAACACAUUAAAAGUAGAGAGUGAAUAAGAAGAGGGAUAAGAUUAUGGUGAAGAGGAAGAAUCUGAGUAUGAUGAAGAAGAGGAUGAAGCUUAGGAGAUCGUAGAUAAGAAAACCUAGAUAAAAAUGAAUAGAAGCGCAAAAAUGAGUUAAAAAUCAGCAAGAUCUAAAGGUAAGCAGUAAUCAAAGCUCAGAGCUUCUUAGCAAGUAGAUCUAAAAUAGUAAGAGGCUGAUGAAUAAAAGUAGAGAGAACUUUAAUAGCAGAAUGAUAAGUAAUAACAAGAAAUGCUAAAAUAAUAAUAGGAUGAAAUUCAGCGAAAAAAAUAAGAAUAAAUGUAAAAAUAAAAGGAGCAACAACGAUUAAAAGAAGAAUAAGAUUUGUAGGCAUAAAAAGAAAGUUAAUUUUAGAAACAAUUACAAAUUUAGUAGGAGAAGGAGAAAUAGCUUAAAGAAUAGGAGGAGCAAUUGAGACGAUAACAAGAAAGAAUUGAGUAAGAGUAAAGGCAGCUCGAGCAGUAAUAAAAAAGACUACAGCAAUCAGAGUAAAAGCUACUUAAGGAAAAAUCAUUCUAAAAAUCAGUAUAGAAAAGUGUAAAAUCCAAGAAAUCAGCAAAAACAAAGGCUAAAAAAGAAGAGGAAGAGGAUGAAGAAGUGAGUUAUUACAGUGACGCUGAGGAAGAGGAGUAUGAUGAGGAAUAUGAAAGUGAGAUAGAUGAGGAUGCUGGUGAAAAGAACAAUAAAUAAAAAAACAAGUCAAAACUAAGGAGCAAUCGAAUGCAAAAUAAGGUCCACGAGAUAUAACUUCAAGGAGAAUCAGACAAUUUAUUCCCUGAAAAGUUCUUGGAUAUAUCAGAGGAAAAUUUCAUUGAAAGGUCACUCAAAGAUUUCAGACCACCAACAGCAGGGAACAAAACUAUGCAUAGUUUUGAUGGAGCUAUGUACUCAACAAGAGUCAUUGGAGGUGUAAAGCCGAAUUUAUUAGCUCAAAACGAAGACUCUUACGAUGAGUUGAGAUUUUUUGAGAAGUCUAUUUAGGAUGAUAAGACAAAAAGAACAGGUAGAGACAUUAAUAUUGGUAAUGUUGUUUAAGAAGAGGAUGAAUAUUAUGAAGAAAAUAGUAAUUCAUUUCAAACAAAAUCGCAGUAGUCCAAAAUUACUAAAAGUGAGUAGUUUGAUCCAGGAGCAGUUUAUAGCAGAUAAAAGAAAUAAAAGAAAGUUGAUAUUACUGAAGAUAAAAUGGACGGUGAGUUAGAGAAUUCAAUGUCAAGUUUUAAGAGCAAUUAAGUAAAGCCAGUCAAAUAAAAUAAAAGAGAACCCUCAUAAAAUUAAUCAUAGUUAAGGUAAAUACAAUAGUAAAAAUAAGUGCCAAUAAAUAAAGGAUCCAAUGAUGAUAGCUUGAUAAGAAAAGAUGAGCAUAAGAAAAAUUUUGAGUAUGAUUUGGAUGAAAGAGGAAACAAGGUCAUUAUGAGUAGAAAGCAAAACAAAAACAAACAAAACAGUUUUGACGAUGAUGAUGAUAAAAUGGAUUAUGGUGCAACACCUCAGAAAGUGCAAUUUAGUCAGGCUAACUCUGGUAAAGGCGGAAAAGGGAAAUCAAUCCCAUUUCCAUAGUAACAAAUGAAUCAGAAAGGACAAGGAGGAUUUGGACAAUUUAUGCUAGACUAGUUAUAAAAUCUGGCAGAGUAAACAAAAAUAGAUAAGCCUUUAAAUAAGGAUAAAAUGAAUCAAAAAAUCAAAGUAGCUAAUGCUGCUGAUGCUGGAAAUAACAUGAUGCCUAAUUUGGAUAAGUAGCCAUUUACAGAUGAUGAAAUUAAGGAGGCCUUUUUUACAUUUGAUAUGAAUGGGAAUGGUUACAUUGGAGUCUAAGAAAUCAGAUUUGUGUUAGAUGCUCUAGGAGAAGAUGUUACUGAUGAAGAAAUAGAUGAAAUGGUUAGAAUGCUAGAUAUAGAUGGUGACGGCCAAGUGAACUUUAAGGAAUUUUAUAAAAUGGCAUCUGGCUAGAGUUUAGCUCCAAUUGGAGUUGCUCUACCUCCUCCUAGAGAUAUGGAAAUAGUUAAAAGACUCAAUCAAAGCAAUUCUAGUCAAAAUAGUAAAAAGAAAGACCAAAAGAAUCUGAAAGCAUCAAAUAAGAAAGAAGGUAAAAGUGUAAAGAUAUUUGAUGAUAACAGUCAAAAUAAAGGAAAAUACUCCGAGAAAGGAGGAACUGAUAAGGAUAUUGAUUAUGAUGAAGAAGAAGGUGAGGAUGAAGAAGAUGAAGAAGAUUAUGAUGAAGAGUAUAAAAGUGAUUAUGAGCAAGAUGAUUUAAAGAAAGGUAUUGAUAAAAAAGUGCCUUUUACAGUCAAGAAAUUCAGUAGUAAAAAGCCUUAAAAAGGUAAAGCAAAGAAUUUAGAGGAUGAAGAUGAGGAAGCUGGACCCUUAGGUAAUUUAGUUGGAAUGAAGAAAAAAGAUGUAAAAGUUGCUGAAAAAGAUGUAAAAAAAUUCAACGAUCUUACCAAGCAGAGAGAGAUGGCUUAGCAAAGAAAAUCGACUAUCAAGGAAAUUUGCUCUAAGUUUGGCUAUGACAGUAAAGCUGUGAGAAAAAUGUAUGAAGUUUACGAGGAGCAGGAACUGCCUAAGAGGAUUAACUACAACAGAUUCAUUAAGUUUUUGAAACUUGAUGACUCACCUUUGCUCAGAAAUGCUUUCGAGCUUUUAGCAGGAGGAUCUAAUGAAAAAGUGGACGUUAGAGUGCUAAUGCUAUAAUUUAUGAAUCAGUCAACUCUAUCUAAGGAAGAGAAACUGAAGUUUGCGUUUAAUAUUUUUGAUGAGGAGGAUAGUAGAAUGAUUACUUAUAAAGAGCUUUUGAAGAUUUUAUAGGCUAAUUACUUUGCUUCUUCCAUUGAGGAAGUAGAUGGUAAAGCAAAAUUGAUUAUUUAGGAAUCAAAAGGAAUGGGAAUAGAUGAGGCUAUUAGUUAUGAGGAUUUCAUGAUUAUGGCAAGAAAGUUUUAGUCUUUAUUUUAUCCAACAAACUUGUGA